AUGUCAGUCAUCAGCGUGCCAGCUCUCACUCUUCCCAGUCUACUGAAUCUGUGCCCACCCCCCUCCAACGCCGCCCCCGCAGACCUGGCCCCGCGCCCCCGCGCCCUGCAGGCCCUCGCCGCCGCCGACCGCGCGUCCCGCCUGCUGGCCGCCGCCGCGACCGCCACCCAGGCCGCGCUGCAGCCGACCGCCGACGCGCUGGGCGCCGCGCUGGGCCUGGGAAAAGAGGCCGGCCCAGCAGGCGUGGCCGCGGCGGCCGCGGUGGAGGUGUUUUCAGAGGAGGAGGAGGACGUGCCGCCGGGGUGCGGCGGGGUGGUGGUGCUGGGCCACUGCCCGGACGUGCUCUGCCACGCCGCGGUGCGCGCGAGGGGCGCGGGCGUGCCGCUAGUCGCGUGCCUGGAUGCGCGCGAGGCGGCGCGCACGGCGGAGCUGGAGGGGCGCGGCGUGGCGCUGCGGGUCGACGCAGAGGGCGGCGUCGCGCUGCGGGAGGCGACGGCGGACGAGCUCGCGGCGGCGCUCGUGAACGGCGACAGCAACGGCGAAGAGCCGCAGGUGGCGGCCGGCGCGGCGGCGGCGACGCCGGCGCCCGCGUGGUGCGGCCGCUGGGCGGUGGCGAUGGACGAUUUCGAGCCGGGGCUGGUGGGUGCGAAGAGCGCCAACACGCGGCGCCUGGCGCGCGGCCUGCCCGGCUGGCUGCGCGCGCCGGCGUCGGCGGCGAUGCCUUUCGGGGCGUUUGAGGAGGGCGUGCUGCGCGACCCCGCGAACGAGGCGGCGGCGGGGGAGAUCCGGCGGCUGGAGGGGCGGCUGGCGGCGGAGGGGGCGCAUGGGGCAGCUGGCGAGCAGCUGCUGGCCGAGAUCAGGUCACAGGUGAUGCGGCUCAAAGCCCCCGAGGGCCUGCGGUCACUGCUGGAGCAGGGGCUGCAGUGGUGGCAGCAGCAGCAGCAGCAGCAGCAGCAGCAGCAGCAGCAGCAGCAGCAGCAGCAGCAGGCGGGCAAAGGGGACGCCCUGGCCGGCCUGUGGCGCGCCACACUGGAGGUGUACGCCAGCCAGUGGGGCGCGGGCGCGGCGGCCGCGCUGCGCCACGCGGGGCUGCCGCGCUCGGCGCUGCGCAUGGCGGUGCUGCUGCAGCCGGUGGCGCCCAUCCGCUACGCCUUUGUGGCGCACACCCGCAGCCCCACCACAGGCAGCAGUGAUGAGGUCUACGUGGAGGUGGUGUCGGGCCUGGGGGAGGCCCUCGUGUCGGGCGACUUCCCCGGCCGCGCCCUGGGCGGCGCCGUCGCGCGGUCAGCGGUCGACGCAGCGCUCGACCAGGCCGCGGCCGGCGGGGCCGGCAAGGGCGGCGGCGUGGCGGGGCUGCUGUUUGGUGUUGUGCACAAGGCGCUGAGUAGCCUUGACGCGGCCGGCAGCGGCGGCGCUGGCUCCGGGGCGCCGCCGCUGGAGGCGCUGCGGCGGUCUGUGCGGCUGGCGAGCUACCCUUCGAAGAGCCACGUGCUGCCGGCGCCGCAGCCGGCUGAUGGGGUGGUCAUGGCGCGGUCGGACAGCAACGCAGGCGAGGGCCUGCGGCGCCAGCCGCCUCGAAGCGUCGCCGCGUGCAUGCCCUGCAGGCCGUCCCCCGCCUUGGACCUGCCCGGCUGCAGCGGCGCCGGCCUCUUCUCUUCCCACCCCUCCGCCCCCCUGCCGCGCGCCCCGGCGGACUACGCGCGCGACCCCCUCUGCCGCGACGAGGCCUCCGCGCUGCGCGCGCUGUGGGGCGCGGCGGUGGCCGCGGUGGCGGCGGAGCGCGCGCUCGGCGCCGCGGAGGGCGGCGCGGCGGUGGCGCAGGACGUGGAGGGUGGCAUCGACUGUGACGGCAACCUGUGGGUGCUGCAGAGCCGGCCGCAGGCUUGA
This is a messenger RNA of Monoraphidium neglectum, 1887 nucleotides long. RefSeq lists its product as hypothetical. Gene Ontology annotation, biological process: phosphorylation. Lineage: Eukaryota; Viridiplantae; Chlorophyta; Chlorophyceae; Sphaeropleales; Selenastraceae. Bases 1 to 1887 code for a protein of 628 amino acids. The record is from RefSeq and is a predicted model, not a curated record. Gene Ontology annotation, molecular function: kinase activity; ATP binding. The transcript is spliced from 5 exons.